Panthera uncia (snow leopard) is the source of this 2216-nucleotide messenger RNA. RefSeq names its product chromosome A1 C5orf15 homolog (gene CA1H5orf15). The record is from RefSeq and is a predicted model, not a curated record. The coding region runs from base 55 to 852 and encodes 265 amino acids. The transcript has 3 exons. NCBI's taxonomy places the organism in Eukaryota, Metazoa, Chordata, Mammalia, Carnivora, Felidae.
CUGAUGUCAUGACGUAGAGCCUAGCAACAACGCAGGCUCCCGGUGGAGUCCGUUAUGGCCGCUGCUGUCUUGAGGAGGAUGAGGGGAACCGUGCAAGCGAAACUGCGGUACUCGCCCGGCCUCCAGGUCCCGGGAGGGUUGGCGCAGCCGCUCGUCCUGGCGCUCCUGCUUGCGUCCGCCACCUUGUCCAGUGCUGUACCACAGACUGAUUUGCUGAGCCAAACUGUACUCCAGCCAGAUGUCUCUGCUCCAAAUAUGAGUGCUUUAACACAUGAAAACCAAACCAAACUUUCUGUCUCCCAAAUCAGCGCCGCUCUCCGUCCCACAACUAGUACAGAGAAAGGUGGAGGGGCAUCUGUGGCCCCUCAUCCCUCACCUACUACUUCCCUGUCUCAGGAGGAGGCAGAUAACAAUGAAGAUCCCAGCAUAGAGGAGGAGGAUCUUCUUACGCUCAAUAGUUCUCCAUCUACCGCCAAAGACACUCUGGACAAUGGAGACUAUGGAGAACCAGACUAUGACUGGACCACCAGCCCCAGGGACGAUGAGUCCAGUGAAGCUCUGGAAGAAAACAGGAACUACAUGGAAAUUGAACAGUCAGUGAGAUCUUUUAAGACCCCAUCCUCAAAUAUUGAAGAGGAAGAUAGCCAUUUCUUUUUUCAUCUUAUUAUUUUUGCUUUUUGUAUUGCUGUUGUUUACAUUACAUAUCACAACAAAAGGAAGAUUUUCCUUCUGGUUCAGAGUAGGAAAUGGCGUGAUGGUCUUUGUUCCAAAACAGUGGAAUAUCAUCGUCUAGACCAGAAUGUUAAUGAGGCAAUGCCUUCGCUGAAGAUUACCAAUGAUUAUAUUUUUUAAAGCACUGUGAUUUGAGUUUGCUUAUUAUGUAACUUUAUUUGCUUGACUUUUUUAUAUAAUAUUGUGCAGAUGUUUGCCAUAGGCAGUUGGUACUUAAAUGAGAGGUGGGUCUCUCUUUAUUUUGCCUUGGUGCUUUCGAAAUGAAAUGUCACAAACAAGGAGUAUAUAAUUUUUUAUCUACACAUUUAGAGGUAAAUUCAAUCAGGUGUCCAGAAUGUGGAGCUAAGCAUUAUAUUAGUUUUGUUUUAGAUUUCUUUAUUGUUCUCCUUCUGGAAGUGUUAGUAAUACUAGUUUUACAAGAUCCCAACCUUGUAACUAAAUCCUAACAUAUCUGGUACUGCUGGCUCCGAUUCUCUUUCUGCCAUCCAAAUACUGUUUUAUAAGCACACAUUUUGUGAUCCCAAACUGUUAAUGUACAAGGAUGCGUAUAAUAGCGCUUGGCAUAUAAGUAACAUUUUUUCUUCCAGGAAAAUCGCUUUGGAUAUUUUUGGAUGAUUUAAACAUAACUUAAGAUAAUGAUAAUGCUCAAUCUGACCACAGUUUUAGGUAACAUAUUAAUAAAUGUCUCUAGAAAUUCUGGCAAUAGAGAGACUCUGCAGUUUGCAGUGGAUAUAGAUAAAAUGUUAUAGAGACACCAUAUUUUGGCUUAAAUUACUGAAUUAAAUUUAGAGGUAGAAAUUGUGGCAAAAUAUUAAAUACACAUACAGUUGCUUUUAGUCAGCAAUUGAUUGUAGCACGGGUUCCUCCAAGCUUCUAAGCAAGGAGCAGAGUUUAAAAUUAUAUCAGAUUUUUUCAUGUUGUCUAUUACUUUAUAGUAAGUUUGAAUAAAUUUUAGGGGUCAUUAUCACUUAAGUAAUUCUGUAUCUAGGCCUUUCAAAUUAAAAUUAUACCUGAAUGAAAUGGUUUGUAUACAUAGAGGGUAUAUGUGUGCACUGACUUUUUCUCCCCCUGUACUUGUUUUAUUUUCUUCUGUUUUGUUUUUCACAGCAACUGGAAAUUAUUUACUGUAUUUUGUUUUACCCUGUCUUUCUAUAAUAAAGAAUUGAUCAAUAUGUACAUAUGUGAUUUGAACCAUGGUUGACUUACAAGUGUCACUGCAACUUUGUAGAAAACAUAACCCCUAAUAUAUGUUAAACACCCACUCAGAAAGUCCGGGUGAGCCAGUGGGCAUGAGCUUUGUGUAAAGAUGGAAGAAGCGGGGCAGUCCACCAUUUCUUUCAGGUGGACAAUUUACUGUCCUGAUAAGGAAGGGCAGCACAAUGGAAAUAUACCUGAACUGUUUUAUGGCAGUAACUUUUCAUAUCUGAAAUUGUAUUAUUUAAUAUUUUGAAUAAGAUUUUAAAAAUAAAUGGCAAAAAUAUAAA